Messenger RNA from Paramuricea clavata, 5691 nucleotides. The record is from the annotation of a GenBank genome assembly. NCBI's taxonomy places the organism in Eukaryota, Metazoa, Cnidaria, Anthozoa, Malacalcyonacea, Plexauridae.
AAUGACUUGAGAGAAACAGCCAAAAGAGAAACGUUCGCUUCACUGACAACUCAACAUCUCCGGAACAGACGUGAAAUUGAUGCGAUCUUGGAAAGUCAGACUGAAUACGCCAAUUUUACCUAUACUAUAAAGUACGAAGAUAACUACAGAGUAUGGAACAACUUUUCAAUGAUGUACCAAAGCCGAAUGUACCGUUAUAACGAGUACAGAGUAACGGACGAUGGUCUACAAGUUUGUAAUUCUUCUGACCCCCUUAAUAAACACAGAUGGUGGGAUUUGAUUGCUCGGGAAAAGGAAGUGUUGGCUUCCAAACAUUGUAGUGUAUCCGUGGACGUAUUUUACUACUCCAAUUACACAUUAUACAAAAACUUUACUGUUUUCUUCAAACCUACUGAGCAGAGUUUCCCAAGGCAAGAUUACGGAGUGACUUUUGGAUAUUUUGCAAUUUGUUCGGCAAAGCUUAAUCUAUCCUGCAAUGAUUAUUUGGUUGAAGUGAAACACGGCGAUCAGUACAACGUUUUGCAAAACUUUUCAUUGUUUUACAACAACAAGAUGUAUGAUUAUCGCGAAUAUCGACUCGAAAACGAAGGUCUUGAAAUGUGUGCUUCCAAUGAUUCAAGAAUUCAGACCAUUUGGAGAACUCGAAAUUCUUGGAUAAAGUCGAAAUGCAUAUUAAAAUGCCUCAAAUCUCUUUCUAUGUUAUCAACAAGGUACUACACUGUGAAUAAGCAGCUCAUUGUCUAUGUCGCAGUUACAAGUCAAUAUUUCACAAGAAAUGCCUAUGGAGUGAAAAACGGCCAACUUUAUAUAUGCCAAGAAAAGUUCAGACCCACAUCAAUCGAGUAUACCCAGGAAGAUCUAUUAAUGUGCAACGAUUCAAUCAUCAAUAUAAAAUACGAUGAUGAAUACAAAGUUGAGAUCGACUUUUCAAUACUCUAUAAGAACAAGGUGUACGAUUAUACCGAGUAUCGAGUUCUGAAUGAUAACAUCAAGAUUUGUAACUCCACUGAUAACUACGUAAGAAAUAUUUGGAAAGUACGCAAUAAAUGGGUGAAGGCGACAAUGCAUGAAAAAAGUUGCAGUAAACCCAUUAGAACCUUUCGGUUGAACCGAAAGUAUUACUCUGUGAAUAAGCAGCUCACUGUCUAUGACGCACCUGCGAGUCAAAAUUUCACAAGAAAUGACUAUGGGGUGAAAGACGGUAGACCUUAUAUAUGUCAAGAAAAGUUCAAACCCACAUCAACAGAGUAUACCCAGGAAGAUCUAUUAGUGUGCAACGAUUCAAUCAUCAAUAUAAAAUACGAUGAUGAAUACAAGGUUCGGACUGACUUUUCAAUACUCGAUAAGAACAAGGUGUACGAUUAUACUGAGUAUCGAGUUUUGAAAGAUAGCAUAAAGAUUUGCAAAUCCGCUGAUAGAUACGUAAAGAAUAUUUGGAAAGUACGCAAUAAAUGGGUAGAGGCGAGAAUGCAUGAAAAAAGUUGCAAUAAACCCAUUAGAACAUCUCGGUUGCCCCAAAAGUAUUACAUUGUGAAUAAGCAGUUCACUGUCUAUUACGCAGCUAGGAGUCAACAUUUCACAAGAAACGACUAUGGGGUGAAAGACGGUAGACCUUAUAUAUGCCAAGAAAAGUUCAAAUCCAAAUCAACAGAGUAUAGCCAGAGAGAUCUAUUAAUGUGCAAAGAUUCAAUCAUCAAUAUAAAAUACGAUGAUGAAUACAAAGUUCGGACUGACUUUUCAAUACUCUAUAAGAACAAGGUGUACGAUUAUACUGAGUAUCGAGUUUUGAAAGAUAGCAUAAAGAUUUGCAAAUCCGCUGAUAGAUACGUAAGGAAUAUUUGGAAAGUACGCAAUAAAUGGGUAGAGGCGAGAAUGCAUGAAAAAAGUUGCAAUAAACCCAUUAGAACGUCUCGGUUGCCCCGAAAGUAUUACAUUGUGAAUAAGCAGUUCACUGUCUAUUACGCAGCUAGGAGUCAACAUUUCACAAGAAACGACUAUGGGGUGAAAGACGGUAAACUUUAUAUAUGCAGCGAAAAGUUAAGACCCAUAUCAACAGAGUAUAGCCAGAAAGAUCUAUUAAUGUGCAACGAUUCAAUCAUCAAUAUAAAAUACGAUGCUGAAUACAAAGUUCGGACUGACUUUUCAAUACUCUAUCAGAACAAGGUGUACGAUUAUACCGAGUAUCGAGUUCUGAAUGAUGGCAUAAAGAUUUGUAACUCCAUUGAUAACUACGUACGGAAUAUUUCGAAAGUACGUAAUGAGUGGGUAGAGGCGAGAAUGCAUGAAAAAAGUUGCAAUAAACCCAUUAGAACAUCUCGGUUGCCCCGAAAGUAUUACAUUGUGAAUAAGCAGUUCACUGUCUAUUACGCAGCUAGGAGUCAACAUUUCACAAGAAACGACUAUGGGGUGAAAGACGGUAAACUUUAUAUAUGCAGCGAAAAGUUAAGACCCAUAUCAACAGAGUAUAGCCAGAAAGAUCUAUUAAUGUGCAACGAUUCAAUCAUCAAUAUAAAAUACGAUGCUGAAUACAAAGUUCGGACUGACUUUUCAAUACUCUAUCAGAACAAGGUGUACGAUUAUACCGAGUAUCGAGUUCUGAAUGAUGGCAUAAAGAUUUGUAACUCCAUUGAUAACUACGUACGGAAUAUUUCGAAAGUACGUAAUGAGUGGGUAGAGGCGAGAAUGCAUGAAAAAAGUUGCAAUAAACCCAUUAGAACAUCUCGGUUGCCCCGAAAGUAUUACAUUGUGAAUAAGCAGUUCACUGUCUAUUACGCAGCUAGGAGUCAACAUUUCACAAGAAACGACUAUGGGGUGAAAGACGGUAAACUUUAUAUAUGCAGCGAAAAGUUAAGACCCAUAUCAACAGAGCAUAGCCAGAAAGAUCUAUUAAUGUGCAACGAUUCAAUCAUCAAUAUACAAUACGAUGCUGAAUACAAAGUUCGGACUGACUUUUCAAUACUCUAUCAGAACAAGGUGUACGAUUAUACUGAGUAUCGAGUUCUGAAUGAUGGCAUAAAGAUUUGUAACUCCACUGAUAACUACGUACGGAAUAUUUGGAAAGUACGUAAUAAGUGGGUAGAGGCGAGAAUGCAUGAAAAAAGUUGCAAUAAACCCAUUAGAACCGUUCGGAUGUACCGAAAGUAUUACGCUGUGAAUAAGGAGUUCACUGUCUAUGACGCACCUCCGAGCCAAUAUUUCACAAGAAAUAGCUAUGGGGUGAAAGACGAUAGACCUUAUAUAUGCGAAGAAAAGUUAAGAUCCUCAUCAACAGAGUAUACCCAGGAAGAUCUAUUAAUAUGCAACGAUUCAAUCAUCAAUAUAAAAUACGAUGAUGAAUACAAAGUUCGGAUUGACUUUUCAAUACUCUGUAAAAACAAGGUGUACGAUUAUACUGAGUAUCGAGUUCUGAAUACAGAUAGCAUAAAGAUUUGUAACUCCACUGAUAACUACGUAAGGAAUAUUUGGAAAGCACGCAAUAUAUGGGUGAAGGCGAAUAUAUAUGGAAAAAGUUGCAAUAAACCCAUUACAUACAUUCAGUUCGACCGAUGGGAAUACACUGUGCUUCAGAAUUUUGGAAUUCUGAUUUCGGCAACAAAGCAGCUGAUAACAAAGUACGAUUAUGCUGUAUAUGAAGGUAAACUUAUAACAUGUGUGACCGAAUGCGCCAAUUUUACCUUUACUAUAAAGUAUGAAGAUGAAUACAGAGUAUGGAACAACUUCUCAAUGAUGUACCAAGGUCGAAUGUACUAUUAUGAUGAGUACAGAAUAACGGACGAUGGUCUACAAGUUUGUAAUUCUUCUGACCGUCUCAUUAAAGAAAAAUGGCGGAAUUUCAUUGUUUCGGAAAAAAUAACGACAGCUUUCAAACAUUGUAACGUAUCUGUGGACGGUUUUUACUCCGAAAAUUACACAUUACAUACAAACUUAACUGUUUUCUUCAAACCUACCAAUCAAAAUUUCACAAGGCAGGACUACGGAGUGAUUAUGGGGUAUUUUGCAAUUUGUUCAAGAAAGCUCAGAUUGUCAUGCAAUGAUGAUUUGGUCAAAGUAAAGUACGAUGAACAAUACAAUGUGUUUAAAAACUUUUCGCUUGUUUCCAACGGGAAGAUGUACGAUUAUCGCGAAUAUCGAUUAAGCCACGACAGUCUUGAAAUGUGUGCUUCCAAUGAUUCAAGAGUCCAAGCGAUUUGGAGAACGCGAAAUUCGUGGCAAAAGUCAUUACCCGCAUUAUGUUAUCGUUCUUAUAAAUUAAAUGCAAGAUACUACACUGUGACAAAGCAGUUUGCUGUGUAUUCGGCAGAUAACGGUCAAUAUUUCAAAAGAAAUGACUAUGCGGUGCUAGACGGUAAACCUUAUGUAUGCGGCAAAGAAAACCUAAGUCCUAUUUACGUAAUUUCAAACUUUAAGAUUAUUAUAGCACCAUUAUGUGCUUUAGCGCUUUCUAUUAUUUCUUUGCUAUUGUUGUUGAUAGUUUACUGCGUGCUUCCAGAACUGCGCACACUUCCUGGUUUGAAUUUAAUGAGUUUUAGCUUCGCCAUGUUGUUGUGGCAGACUUACCUUGUAGUAUUUUUGUCACUGUAUUCUCAUGUAGGUAAACUGUUUGAGAUACCGUGUGCUAGGCUGUUUGUAGCAAAUAAGUUUAUGACGUAUAGUAUAAUUAUGAAUGCUGCGGUUAACAUCUACCACUUAAGGAACACAUUUUGUGGGAAUAUUCUAGUGAAAUCUGAUGAACAGAAGAAGUGGAACAGGUUUUUGAAGUAUAGUUUCUUUAGCUGGGGAGUUCCUGUUAUUAUAACGAUUGUUUACAUUGUGCUAGCAAAGAAAAAUGUUCUAAGGUUUGAUCAAAAUAUAGCGUCUAUGUCGAUAAAGAAUGACGUUCAAUCGAGCUUAAGAUUUUAUCGACGCAAUGCGAAUGGAGAUGCGACGGCAAAUAAUAUGGGGAUUUAUCACCGUAUUGCUUCCUUGAGGGGAGAUGCCCUGCAGUCAAAGUGGAGGUUAAAUCAAAGCACUGACACUGUACUUGAAGAUGCCCAGACAAGGUUAAAUCAAAGCACUGACACUGUACUUGAAGAUGUCCAGACGAGGUUUAAUCAAAGCACUGUACUUGGGAAGGAAGAUGCAACGGAAGAUGAUGCAAGGAUUUAUCAACCUAUUGUAUCUUUAAAGAAAGAUGUUCAGUCAAGCUUAAAGUUUUAUCAACGCAUUGUAUUCGCGAAUGGAGAUGGGAAGGAAGAUGAUGCAAGGAUUUAUCAACAGAUCUCUGGAGAUUGUAUCAAUGGUCGAAUUACUCCCGAUUGGUCAGCUGCUGUUGAUGUAUAUGGUAUUCAAGGUUGUCUUUUGUUGUACAUUAUUGGAAUGUUCAUCUUCACUGCUUAUCGAAUUCGCCAAAAACUCAAGGCAAGCAAGAACAUUGCACAGAAAUCGAACAUUGUUAAGCGUCAUAAAUUUGUCAUAUUGCUCAAGCUGUCAACCACUACAGCCUUAAGUUAUUGGUUUCCUCUCUUCAUAUCUAGAAUCGUGGAUUUUGAUUUCGACAUAAAGAUAGCGUUGUAUACUGUAACGUUGCUUACUGGUGCCUACAUUGGUAUUGCGUUUGUCUUCACACGAAGAAAUUAUCAGUUGUUCAAGAAAAAAUAUUUCCCAGCAAAGAAUAAGCCGCCAGUUAACGAAAUUCCGCUGGAUAAACUAUAG